Sphaeroforma arctica JP610 is the source of this 168-nucleotide messenger RNA. RefSeq lists its product as hypothetical. The annotation marks the transcript as partial. The transcript has a single exon. The record is from RefSeq and is a predicted model, not a curated record. Gene Ontology annotation, molecular function: threonine-tRNA ligase activity; nucleotide binding. Gene Ontology annotation, biological process: threonyl-tRNA aminoacylation. NCBI's taxonomy places the organism in Eukaryota, Ichthyosporea, Ichthyophonida.
AUGACAGUUACCAAGGCGAGUGCGGCGUAUUGGGAAGGCAAGCAAUCAGCCGAGUCUCUGCAACGUGUUUAUGGUAUCUCGUUCCCCGAUAACAAGCAAAUGAAGGACUGGAAGAAGAUGAUGGAGGAGGCAGCCAAGCGCGACCACAGGCGCAUUGGUAAAGAUCAG